UCAGAAUGGCGACAAAUGGUACCUCCAAAGAUGCUGCCCUUUCAAAUGUGAAUGUAACUGCAGCUCUUGACGUUGAAGGCAAUGUACCGUUAGAAAGUGUUCAGCUCGACGGAUUGGUAGUGCUCAAGAUAAUUAAACAUUGUCGUGAAUUCUUCCCUAAUCCUGUUACUGGUCAACUUCUUGGCUUUGACGUGAAUGGUGUAUUAGAGGUGACCAAUUGUUUUCCGUUUCCCGGAACCACGAAGCCUGACGAUGAAGUAGAAAUUGCCGACGGCGCCAGAUAUCAAGUUGAAAUGAUGCGUUGUCUUCGUGAUGUCAACAUUGAUCACAAUACAGUUGGAUGGUACCAAUCAACAUAUUUGGGUUCGUUUGUAACUCACAAGUUAGUCGAGACUCAAUUUAAUUAUCAACAAACUUUUAAUAAUAAAAGUGUGGUAAUUAUACACGAUGUUUCUCGAUCAACACAUGGUAACCUGUCACUACGUGCCUUUAGGUUUACCCAAGCGUUUAUGGAAACGCAAAGAGAGGGUAAAUUCAGUACCGAAUCACUCGUGAAGAACAAACUUACAUUUUCCAAAAUAUUCGAAGAGUUCCCGAUCAAGAUCAAGAAUUCCCAUCUAGUGACCGCAUUACUACAUUCAUUGGAUGAUUUUGAGGAAGUUGUUCCAAAAGGAAUUUCGUUGGACAAAGAAAAAGUAUCUAGUCCUUUAAGCCCCAAUUUUGAUACAUUGGAAUUGAGCCUUGAUCCAUACAUUGAAAAAAAUUUGGAAUUCUUGUUGGAAGCUGUUGAUGAGCACACUCAGGAGCAAAGUAACUUUGCAUUUUGGCAGAGAACUGUUGCUAGAGAACAAACUAAAAUGCAGGCUGCACUUCAAAAGAGGAGACAAGAAAAUGCACAUCGCCUUGCCAUGGAACAAGAAUUGCUUCCAGAAGAUGAUAUUCUCAAGAUAUUCAAACUUCCACCUGAACCAUCAAGACUUGAUUCAUUAUUGAUUACCUCACAAAUUAAUAACUAUUGUAAACAAUUGAACCAAUAUUCUGGACCUACACUUGGAAA
Molecule: messenger RNA, 1057 nt
Organism: Acaulospora morrowiae
Lineage: Eukaryota; Fungi; Glomeromycota; Glomeromycetes; Diversisporales; Acaulosporaceae
Source: the annotation of a GenBank genome assembly